CACCAUCAGAGUGACAUCAAACAUGGCGGAUGAUGGAGAGUCGCUGGAGUCCUGGCUCAACAAAGCCACUAACCCUUCCAACAGAGAGGAAGACUGGGAGUAUAUCAUGGGAUUCUGUGACCAAAUCAAUAAGGAGCUAGAAGGCCCUCAAAUAUCCGUUAGACUGUUGGCUCACAAGAUUCAGUCCCCACAGGAAUGGGAGGCGAUACAAGCAUUAAUGGUCCUUGAGGCUUGUAUGAAGAACUGUGGGCAAAGGUUUCACAGUGAAGUUGGGAAAUUUAGGUUUUUGAAUGAAUUAAUUAAGGUGGUUUCACCCAAAUAUCUAGGAGACAAAGUGUCGGAAAAGGUGAAGUCCAAAGUUAUUGAGGUGCUCUACAGUUGGACUGUGUCUCUACCAGAUGAAACAAAGAUCUGUGAAGCAUAUCAGAUGCUGAAGUCUCAGGGUAUCGUCUUGGUUAACCCAGAAAUUCCUCUUGAUGUUGCAUUAGUACCAUCAUCCUCUCCAAGAACCAAGAAUCCUGUGUUUGAUGAUGAGAAGAGAAGUAAGAGGUUAGCAGAGCUACUCAAGAGCAAAAAGCCUGAAGAUCUGCAAGAGGCCAAUCGGCUCAUCAAGAACAUGGUCAAGGAGGAUGAAGUGAGAACCCAGAAAGUGAGAAAACAAAAAAGCACACUGGAAUCAGUCAACAACAGUGUCAAACUCCUCAAUGAGAUGCUUGCUCACUUCAGCCCAGAGGACUCCACUGACAGUGACAAAGAGCUUAUCAGGGAGCUGUAUAAUGAUUGUGACAAACUUCGACAGACAGUAGCCCAGCUUGCUGCUGAGUCUGAGGACAAUGACAGCAGCUUGGGGGACAUCCUGCAGGCCAGUGAUGACCUCUCCCAUGUCAUUAAUUCCUAUAAGAAGAUUGUGAAAGGACAGAACAUCAAUGGAGAGACCGAAGAAGCACAACAAACAUCAGGCAAACGAGGCUCCGGCAGCACAAACCAGUCAGAGAUUUUGAUUGAUCUGGUGGGUUUGGGUGUACAGAGCCCCUCUACACCAGAGAAUCAUCCUCUGGCAUCUUCUAUGGCAUUUCCUACUGAUCUGUUGUCUGGGUCUGCUGCUGCUGAAGCUCAGUCCCCGAGCCCCAGGGCAAUCUCUGGAGCCCUCUCUCUACUGGAUGAAGAGCUAUUAUUCUUAGGCCUCAAUGAUCCUGUGGAGAAUACAGCACAUGCAGAGCAGAGCAAGUCUCUGUCAUCCUUUCAGGAUCCCAGUCAGGAUCUUUUUGACACUACUCUGCCUUCGGGUCCCACAUCUACAUAUUCACUUUGUCCAGAUGCCCUCUCUUCAAGUGUAGCCCCAUUUAGCCCUAACAAGUCCUCUUCAGCUGCCUCUGCUUUAAGCUUCUCUAAGCCAGUGUUGCAGACAUCUCCAGUUUUUACACAAUCUUUUGCAACAACAUCAGUCAUGUUUCCACAGCCACUCAGUUCAGUGCCGACCACUUCAGGCCAGACUCUUCUUCCCCAGUCACUCAGCAUGACAUUGCCUCCUCCCUCAGCGAUGCACGUCUCCACUUCACUGACAGCCCCUCAUUCGCUUUCAUCCUCAGUCAGUGAAAUUCUACAGGAUCUUUCCUUGCUGGAUCUGAGCAGUCCAAAAAAUACAGCUGGUGUGUUGGACUUUGGUAGCCCGCUGGUCAAGAGUGAGGAUUUGCACACUCCUGCUACCAUGUCUUUAAAUCCUGGUAUCUCCUCCACCACAUCCACCUCACUACUUAUGGGACAGAUGCAAGGAAGCUCCAACCCCCCGUCAGUCAAGAGUCAGGAAGAUGACUGUCCUCUGCUACACUCUGAUUCUCCCAUGCACCCUCUGACCCAUGCCAGUCCAGGCAGAGGACAGGACAUGUCCCUGGCCAAUGUUUUUGUUCCUUUGGAUGCCAUUAGGCCAAGUAAUGUGUGUCCAGUGACAGCAUAUGACAAAAAUGGUGUCCGUGUUCUGCUGCAUUUUGCCAGUGAUUGUCCACCAGGCAGGCCUGAUGUAUUGGUGAUGGUGACGUCCAUGCUAAACACAGCCCCACAGCCUGUCAGAAGCAUUGUUCUACAGGCGGCUGUACCCAAGACUAUGAAAGUGAGACUGCAGCCACCCUCAGGGACAGAGCUGGCUCCUUUUAACCCAAUCCUUCCCCCAGCUGCCGUCACUCAGGUCAUAUUGCUUGCCAAUCCUCUCAAGGAGAAGGUCCGGAUGAGAUACAAACUGACGUUCACAUUGGGAGAGCAGCCACUCACAGAGGUUUGGGAGGUGAACGAGUUUCCCCCUGCUGACAGAUGGGGCGCUCUUUAGCCCCGUCUUCUCCUGUAGGACGACCAGACAACAAUACAGACAAUACAGAUCUGGUAUUAACAUCCAUCCUAAGUGACCCAAUGACAAGUAGACAGUGCUAAGUACAGGUCUGAACACACCAAAUGUGUCCCGAAUGUGACCUUGGAUCCUGCUGGUGGUUUAGGGACGCAUGUGGUAAAAUUCCAGAGCAUGCAUGAACGUAAAAAAUGUCUGCAGAACACAUUCAAGCUCUUCCUGGCUGCAGAUGCACAGUAUUAUUACACUUCUCAGGACUCAGUCAUUGAUGGACUUAUGUAUAGCCAUCACUGCAGGAUUAACACACUUGGUAACACAAAAAGGUCAGUCAGUCAGUCAUCAUCUACCGCUUUAUCCUCCACCAGAGGGUCGCGGGGGGUGCUGUGCCAAUCUCAGCUACAUUGGGCGAUAGGCGGGGUACACCCUGGACAGUUCGCCAGUCCAUCGCAGGGCCAAACACAGAUACAGACAAACAACCAUUCACUCUCACACUCACUCCUAUGGUCAAUUUGGAGUGUCCAAUUUACCUAUCCCCACAUUGCAUGUUUUUGGACUGUGGGAGGAAGCCGGAGUACCCAGAACAUGCAAACUCCAUGCAGAAAGGCCCUUGUUCCAACCGGGGCUCGAACCCGGGUCUUCUCGCUGCAAGGCGAGAGUGCUAACCACUACACCACCGUGUGGCCCCUAACACAAAAAGGUGAUCAAAACAAUUUCUUUUUUUUUAUAAUGGUUCAAAUCUUAUUUCAUGUUACAGAUGCCUAAGCAUCACACCUUCCAACUCUCUUUCUGUCUGUCACUCGCGCAAACACACACAUGCAGACCCACACUGACACACAAACACAUUAUCAACAUGAAAUGAAACAUCAUUUUGUUAGCGACAACAGAAAAUAUGUCAGCCUGCAGAUAUGAAAACCCGUCACAGUUGCUCACAGAUUUUUUUCAGAACGCUUUUCAAUGCCAGGUUUGAACAGUUGUACUUAAUGCUGUCCACUUAAUGGAUCUCUGAUGAAUUUCAAUACCAGGUCUGCUCUGAACUGGGCCUUCAAGACUCGCUCAUCAAAUGUGUUCAUGCAGCUCAGAAGUCAAAUGAAAGUUAAAUUGGAAGGGUGUUUUGUGUGGAUUUGAAGAAUCUUUUAAAAAAUAUUUUAAGAAUAUAAUUUAAACUUAAAUUGGACUUCAAUGAGUUUUUUUUUUUCUGUCUGAGCUUUUCUCACUGAACGAGCCAGUCCUGUAGCAUCGAUCUUACAAUCAAACUUAACUAUAAUGCCAGAGGAAGACGUGUAGUUCUGCAAUAACAAAUGGUAUUAACCAGGUGAACAUGCACGAUGGUUCGGUGUCAAAAUAUUGCCAAGCCAUUAUAAAGUUUGGUCACUAUAUACAAUAUACAUUUUUGCUUUAAUUUUUCCGUUGAUGUGUUCUCCAGCCCCUCAGUCAUAUCACAUAGAAGAAGAUGUUGGAUGCCAGACAGUCUUAACACAGAUCAAAAACACAUAGAAGGAGAUUAUUAAAAUGGGGUCACAUUAACAUGUUGCCACACCCUGCAUUGCCCAUGAUUUGCUGCUUCCAUGAUGGCUCACAAUUACUACUGAAUACUUUGAGUUUUCUCCUGAGUUAUGUAUGAAGUCAAAGCUCCAGCGCUAUGUUUUCUGUUUGCUUUCAGUAUUUAUUGUAAUAAAUGUAAUAUUUAUUUUGCUUUGGGGAAGAAUAUAAAAGAUCUUACUGUAUGAUAUUGUGAUCGACAACAUUAUUCCUCCUGCAUACUCUUUCUCGUUUGCUACAUGAUGCAGUAAAAGUGGAAUCGA
Messenger RNA from Solea solea (common sole), 4137 nucleotides. It is a transcript of the gene gga3a, whose product is annotated as golgi associated, gamma adaptin ear containing, ARF binding protein 3a. Gene Ontology annotation, molecular function: phosphatidylinositol binding; small GTPase binding; ubiquitin binding. The record is from RefSeq and is a predicted model, not a curated record. The transcript has 17 exons. Gene Ontology annotation, cellular component: trans-Golgi network. Bases 23 to 2320 code for a protein of 765 amino acids. NCBI's taxonomy places the organism in Eukaryota, Metazoa, Chordata, Actinopteri, Pleuronectiformes, Soleidae. Gene Ontology annotation, biological process: vesicle-mediated transport; intracellular protein transport.